This is a messenger RNA of Peromyscus eremicus (cactus mouse), 1644 nucleotides long. It is a transcript of the gene G6pc2, whose product is annotated as glucose-6-phosphatase catalytic subunit 2. NCBI's taxonomy places the organism in Eukaryota, Metazoa, Chordata, Mammalia, Rodentia, Cricetidae. Gene Ontology annotation, biological process: gluconeogenesis; glucose 6-phosphate metabolic process. Gene Ontology annotation, molecular function: glucose-6-phosphatase activity. The record is from RefSeq and is a predicted model, not a curated record. The transcript is spliced from 6 exons. The coding region runs from base 716 to 1435 and encodes 239 amino acids. Gene Ontology annotation, cellular component: membrane.
UGCCACGGGAAGAAGAAAAAUGUAAAAAUUGAAGUUGAACUGCAUUCUUUUAUGAAAUAUAUACCUCAUUUUUUUGUACUCAUUUAAUUUUGGAAAUGACAAAAUAUUCCUGAACUGACUCCAGUUAUGAUUGAUUAGGCAGCAACAUCCUGAAAGUUACCAAACUAUUCACCAACACUCUCUUUUUGAACUUCCCAAGCUUCUCUAACAUUGCUUUAUCUUGAGUAUUUUACUUACUUAAUUUCUCUGUUUGUAUGUGUUUACGUAAGAGGGCAUCGGAUCCUCUGGAACAGUUGUGAGCCAUUGGCAAUCGAACUCCACUAGUCUACAGGAACAGCAGGCACUCUUCACCAUCAAGGCCAGUAAGAUGUUGAUUUUUUAAAACUUACUGGUCACAAGAACAAUAUGCUCCCCGAUCUUGCAGAACUUCAAAAUGAAUGGGACCAGAACACUACCAAAGUAACCCGUGCUCCUUGAAAAUAGAAAUGCUUUUCUGGCAUGGCAGAACUCUAAUUGUUGGAAGCCUAGAGAAAUCAAGUGAAGAACGAUCCUACAGCAAGAGAAUCAAGUGAUCCUGAAGGGAAGGAUAUUGUUUGGGCAUCGUCCUUACUGGUGGAUCCAAGAAACUCAGAUUUACCCAAAUCACUCAAGUCCAUGUCUUGAACAGUUUCCUACUACAUGUGAAACAGGCCCAGGAAGUCCAUCUGGUCACGCAAUGGGCUCAUCGUGUGUCUGGUACGUCAUGGUAACAGCUGCCCUGAGCUUCACUGUCAGCCGGCUGGAGAAGUCCUCUGUCACUCUGCACAGACUGGCCUGGUUCUUCCUUUGGAGUGUUUUCUGGUUGAUUCAAAUCAGCGUCUGCAUCUCCAGAAUAUUCAUAGCAACACACUUCCCUCAUCAGGUCAUUCUUGGAGUCAUUGGUGGAAUGCUAGUAGCAGAGGCCUUUGAACACACUCCAGGCAUCCACAUGGCCAGCUUGAAUAUGUACCUGAAGACCAACAUCUUCCUCUUCCUGUUUGCACUUGGCUUUUACCUGCUUCUCAGACUGCUCGACAUUGACCUGCUGUGGUCUGUGCCUAUAGCCAAAAAGUGGUGUGCCAACCCAGACUGGAUCCAUAUAGACAGCACACCUUUUGCUGGUCUUGUGAGAAACCUCGGGGUCCUCUUUGGCUUGGGUUUCGCCAUCAACUCAAAAAUGUUCCUUAUGAGCUGCCGGGGAGAAAAUGGCUGCAGGCCGAGCUUCCGAUUGCUCUGUGCCAUGACCUCACUGACCACAUUACAACUUUAUCACUUCAUCAAGAUCCCGACUCACACGGAACCUUUAUUUUACCUGUUGUCUUUCUGUAAAAGUGCAUCCAUCCCACUGACUGUGGUGGCUCUAAUUCCUUACGCUGUCCAUAUGUUAAUGAGAGCCAGGGAGAGGAAGAUUAAAUAGAGCGGCUGUGCCUGCAGCGCUCUGGACUCCCAGGAUCACCUACUUCCUGCAUUCCUCAGUAGAACCAUACAGCAGAGAUGCUGGAAACAUCUCUGCGGAGGUCCCAACAUUGUGGCUACAGGUCCCACCCCAAUUUAGUCUGUUUUCCCAGUGGCAUUUAAAAUAACAGUAUUUGACCAGAAAUAAUCACAUCCGUUUUUUUCUUGACA